Molecule: messenger RNA, 2505 nt
Organism: Aedes albopictus (Asian tiger mosquito)
Lineage: Eukaryota; Metazoa; Arthropoda; Insecta; Diptera; Culicidae
Gene: Mrgn1
Product: probable E3 ubiquitin-protein ligase MGRN1
Exons: 5
Coding region: 387-2429 (680 amino acids)
Biological process (GO): protein ubiquitination
Cellular component (GO): cytoplasm
Molecular function (GO): ubiquitin protein ligase activity
Source: RefSeq, a predicted model, not a curated record
ACUAUCUGACGAACGGCAGGCAGACACCCCGUACAUCGAAGACUCCAGAGGGGACCGAAGUGAACUGGGAGGAGAAGAAGGCAGUGUGUAUGAUAUUUUCUUUCUCUAAUUGUGUCAAAUGGGCAACUUUUACCAAUAGGAGGCACACAUAAUGUCGAAGUGAAAAAAUUUUUUCGUUCAUGCCCCCUGCAUGCGAAAGGUGGAAAAACAGGUUCGGCACGUUAGUUUCCCGAUCCCAGCAGUGUGUGGUCGCUGGGUGUAGUUUUCCGAAAUAAAUUGGGCAAUUGGGUGGAGUUGGUGCGAUUCGAAGGGAAAAUUGCCAGUGAUCGAGUGAAGCAGUGCAAGAGUUAGGGGGUCCUCAGCCCAGGUGAAAAGACGAAAACAGUAUGGGUGCUCUGGCCAGCAGACAGAAUGCAACCGUGGAAGAGGCGGAUAUCAGUGCGAACCAUCAGUACAAGUACCCUCCUCGGUCAGGUAAUUAUUUCGGUACUCACUUCAUAAUGGGAGGCGAACGGUUCGACACUCCUCAACCGGAGGCGUAUCUGUUCGGCGAGAAUGCUGACCUGAACUUCCUGGGAUGUAAGCCGACUCCUUUUCCCUAUCCACCACCGCAAGCGACAGAGCCAACAAAAACGCUGAAAAGUUUAGUCAAUAUACGCAAGGAAUCGGUGCGGUUCGUGAAGGCAUCGGAUUGCAAUGCUAAAAUCCACGGCGAUGGAACCAAGACCAAUGCGUACAACAUCGAAUUCGUGUUCGACGCGGACGCCCGGUGCGCCAUCACAGUGUACUACUUCUGCAUCGAGGACAUCGGAAGUACUGGCGUCAGCUACAUACCUCGGGACUCGUCUAUUUCGUCCGAAACAUUCCACUUUAAGCGAGGAGUGAAUCAGGUGUUCUCCGCUCCUUCACAUGUCUUCAACCCGGCGCUGUUCUCGGAGGAUGACCUGUCGUACAGCUCCGAGAAGGACACAUUCCCUGUAGUAAUCCAUUGCGUGGUCGAGGAGGGGACCGAGGAUUGCCGCCAGAGUCACACCACGAUAUGCGUGGUGGACCACCACUCGGACGGAACUUACGCUCUGCGCGCCUUGAAGCAGAAAAUCUUCGUCGACGGGUUGUGUUACUUACUGCAGGAGAUCUACGGCAUCGAGAACAAGCUGGUCAGCAAAUCGAUCGGCGACGAAGACACGGACGACAACGGGAGCGAAUGCGUCAUCUGCAUGUGUGACACCCGGGACACGCUGAUCCUGCCGUGUCGGCAUUUGUGUUUGUGCAAUUCGUGUGCCGAUUCCCUGCGGUAUCAGGCCAACAACUGCCCGAUCUGUCGGGCUCCGUUCCGGGCGCUGUUACAGAUUCGUGCGGUGCAGAAGAGCACCACGGGAUCGACGGCUACGACGACUGUUCAGAGUCCGCAGGAUACCACGGAUAACAUUCCCUCGGGAUAUAUCCCAGUGUCGCUGAUUGAGGCACUAAAUGGGCCGAUCAGCAGCUCAGUGAAGCCGCAGAACACCACUGACUCUACAACCACUGCAGAUGGCAGCAAUGACACUAACUUAACUAAUCAGACUGCCGACAAGCAGGAGACCGGCAAGACCUCAUCCAAGGAGAUGGACCAUAGUGGAUCGCGCGAAAAGCUCAAUCAAAACACCGUAGACUUUCGCAUGUCGGUGCUCCUGUCCAAAGAGGACGGAUCGGUGACCUGCGUCACCAAGGAGCUUCUCAACAAACAUUCGCCGCUGAUGCAGCGAGCCCCGGCCAGCCGCGAUAAGAAUCCACGCGAAAAAGGUUCGCUCCGGAUCCAGGGUGGCCAACCGCUGGUCAAGGAUCCCCUGGCGGCGUUGGACCGCGAGACAGUCCAGCUGGUGAACGAGAAAACCCAGCUGCCGAAUGUGACCGAAAUCGAUGACGAUAGCGAGGCGGAGAAACUGUCCCCGCUGCUGCAGAAGGUGGACCGCGACGGCGGCCAAGAGAACUGUGAUACGUACGAGAAAAUGCCCAGCAUCUUGCGAAUGGAAGAAGCGGAGAACGUCGACUCCCGAAGUCAGAAGUCCGUAGCCGUGCUGGCUGCGGCCGAAGACUCCGACUACUACACCCCCGAGGAUCCCCACACCACAAUUCUCAGUCCGCUCAAGGGGGAGGAGAAACUCGACGGAAUGAAGAAACUGUCCACCCCGUUGACCGUACUAAAGGAAUCCUCCCAGAGCUCCCUCCCGGACAGUCCCAUCAGCGGAAACUCGCAUACUUCCACCCGUAGUUCCGGCGAUAGUUACUCUUCGAGCUCCAGCACCCGACAGCUGCUCUCGUCGGUUACGGCCAACGAUACGCCCACUCACGUCACGGUCAACGUCGACGCCUCGACCGAGGGACUCGUCAAACACGAAAUCAAAAUCGGCACCAACAGUGCCAAGAUGGAUUGCAUCGACAGCGACUGAGCUUACUUUAUUCCCUGGGAAACCCGGAGUUGGAACAAUUGAACAAAACGCAUUUCUUCGACUAAAAAAAGGAAAA